AUGCCUCGAAAUAAAAUAUCGGAUAAUAUCGAAGGUAUCGUCAAAUAUAUUUUGACGAAAAAUUAUUCAUACUAUGUGAUCCAGCAAGAACUAGCACGAAUGAAUUUGAAUGUAUCGAAAAGCACUAUCAGUCGUAUUGCUAAUAAGGUUGGAAAACAACGGCAAUUAUGUUUAUUGAAUAGUGAAAAACCAAAGUUUCAUCGUCGUCGUCAUAUAGCAACACCUUCCAUAGUUCGCCGUAUUACAUCAUACAUUAAUCAAGAAAAUCCCCUAACCGUUUCUUUAAUGGCUGCAAGAUGUCACAUUAGUGUUGGUACCACGUUUCGUACUAUUCGUGAUAUUAUCGAUGCAAGAUGUCGUAAAAAAACGCCAGUACACCGACUUUAUCCAGCUAUUAUUGAAAAUAGAUGA
Messenger RNA from Rotaria socialis, 411 nucleotides. The record is from the annotation of a GenBank genome assembly. Lineage: Eukaryota; Metazoa; Rotifera; Eurotatoria; Philodinida; Philodinidae.